AUGGCCCCCAAGCCUGUUUCCACUGCCUCGAAGGCCCCUGCCUCUACCACCGCAUCCAAGGCUCCCGCUAAGACCGAGAGCAAGGCCGCGAAGAAGACUGCAACCAAGCCGGCGGCGGGUGGCGACGGAGAGAAGAAGAAGCGCCGCAAGGCGCGCAAGGAGACGUACAGCUCGUACAUCUACAAAGUCUUGAAGCAGGUGCACCCCGACACGGGUAUCUCGAACAAGGCUAUGGCUAUCCUCAACUCGUUCGUCAACGACAUCUUCGAGCGUAUUGCGACGGAGGCUUCCAAGCUCGCGUCGUACUCCAAGAAGUCAACCAUCUCGUCGCGAGAAAUCCAGACUGCUGUUCGCCUCAUCCUCCCGGGUGAGCUGGCGAAGCACGCGAUCUCGGAGGGCACGAAGUCUGUGACAAAAUUCUCUUCGUCACAGAAGUGA
Molecule: messenger RNA, 438 nt
Organism: Rhodofomes roseus
Lineage: Eukaryota; Fungi; Basidiomycota; Agaricomycetes; Polyporales; Fomitopsidaceae
Product: histone-fold-containing protein
Exons: 5
Coding region: 1-438 (145 amino acids)
Biological process (GO): nucleosome assembly
Cellular component (GO): nucleosome
Molecular function (GO): protein heterodimerization activity; structural constituent of chromatin; DNA binding
Source: RefSeq, a predicted model, not a curated record